AGUUAUUUUUGUUUCAAGGUAAUGAGUUACACAAGUAGCCUUGUUUACGUCAUUGUGCCCGAGGCACUGACAACGCUGCCACCCAGUGGAAUUCAACGGUUAACGUAACGUUAGCUACUCGCAGCGUUUCUGGUUAUUCCCCAAGAAAGGUUCGCCACAGAAAAGCAAGAUGUCUCGACUUCAGAAUCUGUAUAGCGUUAUGAAAUAUCUGAUGAUGAUUCUAAGCGGCAUCAUACUGAUCAGUGGCUUCGUGGUGCUGGGAGUGGGCAUCUGGAUCAACAUUGGCACGAACAACUUUGUGAAGAGCGUUGGUGACUUCUCCUCACAGCUGGGCAUCAUCAGCACCGUUUGCACGGUGGCCGGUGCCGGACUUUCGCUGCUCGGCUUCAUCGGCUGCUAUGGCGCCUGGGCGGAGAAGCGCACGCUCAUCCUGGUUUACUUUGUGACUGUGAGUUUGCUGUUCCUUGCUGAGAUUGCCAUGGCCCUUAUGGUCAUUAUCUACAGAAAUAGGGUGGAGGACUUCAUCCGCAAGGCUAGUAAGGAGACCCUGCUGGAGUCCUACAAGGGCCCCACUGCCCAGGACGGCAUCUCUGUGGGCUGGAACGCCAUCAUGACAACGUUUAAGUGCUGCGGUGUGGAGAACUCCACCCUUGACUUUGUGGGCUCCACCUUCACUAAUGUCACGGGGCUCCUGUACCCCAAGACCUGCUGCGUGGACAUGGAGGACCCCAGCUGCGACGGCCUCAACACCACUCCGAGCCUGCUGCACCCCGACAUCGGCUAGAAAGAGGUGGUGUACUCCGUUCGGAUAAUCCGAUCGAUUAAAAAAUCCACCAUGAACAAGUACUCUGAUUCCUUCUGCACAGGUGUCCCGUACGUGGUAAUAAUACACAGUGACGUAAACAAUUGAGUUGUUUAAGAUUAAAUGCAAUUCUGUUUAUUUAGCGUUCAUGUAAACAGUUUGGUUGAAAAUUUUAAUCUGAUAAAUUUCAGGGGGAAAAAAACAUUCAUGUAAACGCGGCUACUGUUGUUGUAUUUUAAAUGUCACCUCUCUCGCACUCUCUCUCACUCUCUGUCUCAGAGCUGUGAUGUGAAGAUGAUGUUUACGAAAA
Molecule: messenger RNA, 1112 nt
Organism: Alosa sapidissima (American shad)
Lineage: Eukaryota; Metazoa; Chordata; Actinopteri; Clupeiformes; Clupeidae
Product: tetraspanin-16-like
Exons: 7
Coding region: 170-784 (204 amino acids)
Cellular component (GO): membrane
Source: RefSeq, a predicted model, not a curated record